Triticum turgidum subsp. durum (durum wheat) is the source of this 1221-nucleotide messenger RNA. NCBI's taxonomy places the organism in Eukaryota, Viridiplantae, Streptophyta, Magnoliopsida, Poales, Poaceae. The record is from the annotation of a GenBank genome assembly.
AUGAUGAGACGUGAUGUCUCGUAUUACGACUUAAUCUUGAUGAUCGAAGAAGUUGGCUUUCAGGCAAUUGACUUUCUGUACUAUGCGAAAAAAUACCGUCUAGGCAGCUCCUACUUAGUUCACAUUUAUGAUGAAGGUCUUGUGAUGAAAAUGUUGUCCGACCCUGAGAUUGUGAAAGCUGUCCAUCUGUAUGUGUCUAAGGAGAAGGCUGACGAUCAUAUUGCUCCGCCUAGCAAGCAAAUUGAUGUUGCUCCAUCUAACCAUCCAAAUGAGAGUGUUCUCUUACAGGACGGUGGUGUCUCUGCUGAAGGGGCAGGGCAACUUACUAUGCAAGGGCCGCAAAGACCACCACGUAGGUCAAAAAGGUUGAAUGUGAUUCAGGUUACGGACCAACGUGAUGAUGAAGAUGGAGACUGCAACAAUGGUGAGCAAUUCCCACAAGGUCAUGAAUCACAAGCAUUGGUCGAUGAAGAGGGUCAAGUUCACAAUCAAGUAGACAAGGAAGUACGCAAGCGCAAGAGAACAAGCUUGCCAAUUGUCUGGAACAUGCCAAAGGGGCAGAGAAUAGUUGUGAAAUGCAAUGAAGAUAGCCAGCCUAUAGGAGAUGAAGGAUUUUGCCCACUAAACAUAAAUGAUUGGCGUCAUGUCAAAAAGAAUAGUGGUGAGGAAACAAUAUUGCAGUGCGUACAGACAAAGUUCGUGUAUCCUCGAUCAUGUGAAAAAUGGAUACUCAAAUCAAUUGGAAGAGACUGGAGGAAAUUUAAGUCUAGUUUGAAAGAUGCUUUCUUCAAACCCGCCAUCGAAAAAAAUCCAAACAUCAAGCGAAAGGCUUUGUAUAAGCUCUGUCCAGAAGAUGUGGAUAACGAUCAAUGGCGUGGGCUUGUUAAAUAUUGGAAGUCCAAAAAAGGAAGGGCCCUUGCUGAGAAGAACAUAAUUAGUCGUUCCCUCGUGAAGGAUUCACAUAAUGAUGGCACAAAGAGUUAUGCUUGUUGGGGUGAAGACAUGAGGCAAGCUGAUCCUGAAAAGAAACGACCACACAGAUCAAAGGUUUAUUUAGCAACUCACAAGAAGAAGGACGAUGCUGAUGCUAAAAAUAAAGAUAGAAAUAAGCGCCUGGAUCGAUUGGAGAAUCUAAUAACCGAACGACCAGAGUUGGCACAAAAUUUGAAUGGAAGAGUCGCAUGGGAAGGUGAUGCCCUGCAGGAAGUGUUAGGGAAAUAA